This is a messenger RNA of Haplochromis burtoni (Burton's mouthbrooder), 1483 nucleotides long. RefSeq names its product hairy and enhancer of split related-7 (gene her7). Gene Ontology annotation, cellular component: nucleus. Gene Ontology annotation, molecular function: protein dimerization activity; DNA-binding transcription factor activity, RNA polymerase II-specific; RNA polymerase II cis-regulatory region sequence-specific DNA binding. NCBI's taxonomy places the organism in Eukaryota, Metazoa, Chordata, Actinopteri, Cichliformes, Cichlidae. Gene Ontology annotation, biological process: regulation of transcription by RNA polymerase II; regulation of neurogenesis; anterior/posterior pattern specification. The transcript is spliced from 5 exons. Bases 146 to 766 code for a protein of 206 amino acids. The record is from RefSeq and is a predicted model, not a curated record.
GACGAGGUUGAGAUACCAGGAGGAGGGGUUUGGAGGAGGAGGAGUCUUUUAGCUACAGGGAGUCAGUAAAAAGAAGUCGAAAGGAACAAGAGCCCCAUUACCUGAUCGGUGUCAGCCUGAGAAAGGUGUUAGAGCAUCUGCAACCAUGAAGCUGCUACAGGAAGCCGAGGAAGCAACAAACAAUAAAAAGUUAAUAAAAUCUCAGGUGGAGAAACGUCGAAGGGACAGAAUGAACCGCAGUUUGGAGUGUCUGAGGACCAUGUUGCUGCAGGAGCCGCAAGAAGGGUCCACUCAACACCGAGUGGAGAAAGCUGAGAUACUGGAACACACAGUCCUCUUCCUCCAGAACAAUGCCAAAGGAGACAAGACUACAGGUGGACGUGGGGACCAGAAACGCCCCUUCCAGGACGGUUUCUCCACUUGCCUGCAGACAGCUGCGGGGUUUCUGGGCCCCGAGGGGAAAGGGUCGGAGCUCGGAUCGGCGCUGCAUGCAGCUUUUGCCGCUCGUUUGGCCCGUUCACACUCACAGCCCGAAGGUCUCCAAAGCAGAAACUUUUUGCCGCACGCAAAGUUUAUUCUGCGGAUGCUGAGGCAGAAGUCCAAGCUCAAACUCAAACAAGCUCAAGCACGUGCCUCAGGGGAGAAACUCCCCAAACAGCCUCAGAAACAAAGAGAGUCCGAGAUCAGAGCAGAGAGAGGAGCGACCAAACAGAGCUCAGCCCAGAGCUCCCCCUCCAGCCACACUUUGUGGAGACCUUGGCCCUGAUCACCAGGCAGGGACUUCAGAGCUAUCAAUGACUAUAGACUAUUUAACAUAAACACUCAAAAAUAUUUAACAAUGAUUGUUGGUAUCUAUUUUUUGUAACUGAAAAGGAUAGGUGUUGUAGUCUUAUAAAGACGCAGAACCUCAGAUCCUGUAAAUAAUGUAGCUAAAUGUAUGUUUUCUACCUGCGCUGUAUGUGUGAUAGGGUUAACUCACUGUUUUAAAUACUUUUCAAUAAGCUCUGUCAGUGGGGCAUCCAUUUAAUCUUCUUACACAGGGACUCUACCGCGGGACACAGGUGAGCUGGAUCAGCCCAGCAGUCCGGCUGGGAUUGCUGCGCUGAAGAGCGAGUGAAGAGGUGUGGAAGCCCAGUGUUUGAGGCUGGGAGACCCACGCAGCUCCUCAUAUUCACCUCUCUGCUGGCAAGAGCGACAUCUGUGUCUCUGUGUAGGCUACAACAUCACUUGUAUUCAAUCUGACGUUAAAUCUUGUCUUUUUUGCACAAUAAUUUAUUCUGGAUUCUCCCUAUGGUGAGCUGUACUCUUUAAAAUAAAAAGACUAAAAAAAAACUACAACAACACGUGGUGUGAUUAUUUUAAGAUUAAAAGAAAUCCGGAAGACUCUAGUCUGCGGUUGCUCUGACAGCUCCCUUUAGUCCGGAUCAGAGGUGUGAAGCUCGACCUCCUGCAGAGUUACAUCCUCCAGGUGUGAAAUCUGAGC